Molecule: messenger RNA, 906 nt
Organism: Cantharellus anzutake
Lineage: Eukaryota; Fungi; Basidiomycota; Agaricomycetes; Cantharellales; Hydnaceae
Product: kinase-like domain-containing protein
Exons: 6
Coding region: 1-906 (301 amino acids)
Biological process (GO): protein phosphorylation
Molecular function (GO): ATP binding; protein kinase activity
Source: RefSeq, a predicted model, not a curated record
AUGAACGGGAUGGAAACAUCACCUUUGGCCCUGCUCACAGCUGAAAAGCAUGCCCAGCAGUUUCGUUACGAGAUGGCCCGCCGUGGAGUGCGUGGGGACGUUACUGAUAUGAUCGACUUCAAUGAAGAGAAGGCAUAUAUCGCCGGAGGAUCUUACUCGCACGUCGAGUCUGUUUGGUAUUAUGGAGACGAUGGCACGAGGCGGAAAGUCUGUCUUAAGACACUUCACUUGGCCACUACCCCCAAUGGAGAGCGUUUCCUCCGGGAAGGAAAAAUUUGGAGUUCUCUUAACCACCCCAACGUUACCCCUUUCUACGGUUGGGCACUUCAUGUGUCUGGGCCUGACGUGCAUGCCUGUUUCGUAUCCCAGUUGUGUACUGAGGGAAGCUUGCGUAAGUACUUGCGGUUCAAUCCUAACGUGCCGAAAAGCAAAAUGAUCCGUGAAAUCGCUGCUGGACUUCUUUAUCUUCAUGAUAGAGGGUUGGUUCACGGAGAUGUCAAGCCAACCAAUGUCUUGGUGAAUUUCGAUGGCCGGGCCAUGCUAUGCGAUUUCGGACUAUCGAUGGCAAUUGAUGAUAGCUCGACACACCCAAUUGGUAGCAGCAUUUUCACCACAGUACAAUUCUCUGCCCCCGAAUUGGUUAUGUUCGAGGAUCAACCUCCACCUCGCACCAAAAGCAGUGAUGUCUGGGCAUUUGGCUGCACGGCGAUGGAGGUUCUCUCUGGGCGAAAACCGUAUGAGUGGAAGCAUACCCUGAGGAUCCCAGACGAGAUGAAAAAAGGGGUCCUCCCUUUUAGGGAGUUUAGGUCCAAUUCGAGGUUGGAGACGAUCUUGCAGUAUUGUUUCGCCUGGAGCCCUAACCAUCGUCCUACAAUGUCUCAAGUAUACACAAACAUGCUUUCGUAA